UACAUUUAGCAGCAGUAACAUAAAAUGUGCUGGCUUUAAGGCUAAUUAAAAGCAGCCGUAAUGUCGCUUCACGUCGAUUCCAGCAGCUGGCAAUGGCCCACACGUGAGCGCCAAUGCAGCCCGUCAAGACCAGGCCAGUUUUCUGGUGUUGCGUGUUUCAUGCCGCGCUUGUAAUAGUACGCCUCACUUUUUUCUGGACCGACGCCGUCUUAGUCACCGUACUUGGGAUUCUAUCCGAGAACAAGCCACAGGAGAGACGCAUCAAAAGCUGCAGAGUCUAACUUCAUUUGAUCCGUCCUCCGCCGACGACUCUCUGGCCUUCGCCUCGACGCGGCUUUGAAGAAAUGUGAUCUGAAAAAGGACCUGGGACUAAUGACUCACGGGUUGCUGACUGUUUGGCUUCAAAGGAAGGAAGCGGUAAAUGGUAAACAUUGCUGAUGCCUUGGGUAUAAAUUGCGGACGGUGUGCAGCUUGUGGAAAACGUGUCGGGGGUUUUAGCGGAGACAAACGGCGAGGGGUCAACAAAAAAAGGAUCGAGAAUCAUGAUGAAAAUGAUCAAGCGUUGACACAGGCUACAAAUGCUUGUCGAUGAUGAGCAAACGACAGAUGAAAGAUCAGCAACAACAAAAGUUUGACUAAGGAUUGACGACAACGGACCGAUACAGAUAUUAAAAGAGCAUCCACGAUUAGGAAGAAACUAGAGGAAUUCUGGAGGAAUUACGAUGGGAGCUUUGCUGUGCUAAGACCCGCCCAAUUGAAUUUGGGGCGAUUUGGAGUUGAUAUUUUGACGGACAUGGCCGUCAAUGGCAUCGACUUAGAGAUGCGUCGAUGGAAUCAAAGUACAUUGGCAUUGACAGAAUCGACAUGCAUAGCCAUCAAUGGCAUCAACGUACAUAGCCGACAAUGCCACGGUGGUACAUGGCUGUCAAUUUCAUCAACUUACUUGGGAGCCAGUUGAUUUUCAAUGGGCUGUAACGUGUACAAUGGCGUUAGAAGACCUGUGCAUGUCCUGGUAUGGUAGAGAUAAAUCUCGGCCUACGAACUUGUUGGACUUGAACCUCCCAUCUGCUGAGAGUUUUAAAGAAAAUCCCAGCGAAUCUGACUCAGUGAGGCAUCCUCCGCCCUUUGCCAUGACUCACGGCACCACCACGCUAGCGUUCACCUUCCAGGGCGGCGUGCUAGCAGCCGGGGACACCCGUUCCAGCUGCAACGGCCUGGUGGCCAGCCCUGACUCACACAAAGUGGGGCCCAUACACAGCCACCUGGUGGGGACCAGCUCGGGCACGUCGGCUGACUGCACCCUCUGGAAGAGGAUCUUGGCCAGAGAGCUUCGGCUGUAUCACCUGCGUCACGGGCGCCGGGUGUCCACGUGCGGGGCUGCCAAGCUACUUUGGCACAUGCUCCUACCUUUCAAAGGCACCGAGCUGUGUGUGGCCACCACCCUGUGCGGGUGGGAUACGGGAGGUCCGGGUAUCUUCUACGUGUGCAGCGACGGCACCCGGCUGCGAGGAACGCUGUUUUCAGUGGGUUCCGGGUCACCUUACGCCUACUCUGUUUUGGAUCAAGCGGUGGAGUGGGGGAUGACGACGGAGGAGGCCGUGCAGGUUGCAAGGGAGGCGGUGUACAGAGCCACCCACAGGGACGCCUACUCGGGAAAUUGCGUGGACAUCUACCACGUCACGGCCGCGGGGUGGACUCGCAGGAAGCGCGAGGACUUGAAGGAAGAAUAUUACAGAGAGAAAGCGAGGAUGUCGAUCACUUCUGAGGUGGAAAACUGAAUUCUGAUGCGAAUCUUUUCUUGUAUUUACUGUUUGUAUCACUCUACCACGCCCAAUAUAAACUAAAUAGAAUUUAUAGAAUAGUUUAAGAAAAACAAGCUGAAUAUGUUUGAUAUUAUGAACAGUUGGACUUGAAAUGAUUGGAAUUUAUAGCGCCAAGACAACGGGCAGAUAAGGGCAGAACAGAUACAGGACGCCUUCUGACCACGGAAGCCUAACGCGCGCAUCAUGCAGCUGACUGAGCAAAAUUGACGCAGACAAACAGGUGGUAGGCAAGACAUCUACAAGCCCACUUCUACACCACCAAAUCCCGCAAUCAGCUCUUCCGGACAGUCCAGAACAAAUGGCGGGACAUCUUGUCUUGCCCAAAAAUCUGAUACUGAGGAACCCGCCACUGAGAAGUGAACACUCAGCUCUCACAUGGCGUUGAGGAUGGCAAAAUCCCAAAUCUCGUUGCCCUGACAACAGUAAUGCCCAAAUCCUCUUGUCCAAUCAAUAACAGACAAUAAUCAUAAACAGCACUCAAACACACCCUUCUUCUGGACCACAGCCCGCCUAACCAGAGCCUUUAAAAGACAAUGUUUAACCAAUCGUUGUCAUUUCUCCCGGGAAUCUUUUGUUCACUUGUGAUAUGGUGACCCUGGAUCCAGUUUGCCUCCUCGCCUGGGUCUUUCUGUGCUGUAUGAUUGCUGACGAUUUGGAAUAAAUUGACAACUUAUGUUUCGAAGCAGGCGGCACGGUGGCUGAGUGGUUAGCACGUCUGCCUCACAGUUCUAAGAUCAAGGGUUCAAUCCCGGGCUUCGGCCUUCCUGUGUGGAGUUUGCAUGUUCUCCCCGUGCCUGCGUGGGUUUCCUCCGGGAACUCCGGUUUCCUCCCACAUCCCAAAAACACGCAUGGUAGGCUGAUAGAACACUCUAAAUUGUCCGUAGGUAUGAGUGUGUGCGUGAAUGGUUGUAUGUCUCCUUGUGCCCUGCAAUUGGCUGGCAACCAGUUCAGGGUGUCCCCUGCCUACUGCCCCGAGUUAGCUGGGAUAGGCUCCAGCACCUCCGCGACCCUCGUGAGGAAAAGCGGCAAGGAAAAUGAAUGAAUGAAUGAAUGUUUCGAAGCCUUUUUUCCAGCUUUUAAAAUGGAGUCAGUACAAGGGGUUAAGACUGUUUGGCCUUUUGGCCGGGUUGUCAGUGUUCCGCCGGCCCGGGUCAUUGGAAUUGCGCUAGAGCGGUUCCGGCGGUGUGGCUGGCGUAAUUCUGGCAAUCGGGCUAAAAGGUCAGAUUCCUUCACUUCCAACCCAUACCAUACCACCAUGGUAUGGUAUUGUAUGGUAUGGUGUGGUGUGGUAUGGUAUGGUAAAAUAGAGUCAGUGCAAAGGAUUAAGAAUGUUUGGCCUUUUGGCCGGGUUGUCGGUUUUCCGCCGGCCCGGGUCAUUGGAAUUGUGCUAGCGAGGUUCUGGCAAUCCGGCUAAAAGGUCAUUUUCCUUCACUAGCAACCGUCCCACUUAAAAUAGAUUGGACGUCUAGUGCCGUCAAUAGGACUGAAAGCGUUCACUUUUUGUGAACAUUUUUUUUUUUUUUUUGAGAGAGAUAGGAAUAUUAUUUUUGUUGUACUUUCAGGAAAUGAUACUGUAGCGACUUAACUGUUCUGCCCAAAUGCAUGAUGGGAAGGAAGUUGGGCAACCAUGACUGUCAGUGGUGGCUGCAAAUGGUAUAUGUUCUGCAUUGUGUUCAUUUAAGCGUGUUAAGAAAAAGAUCUCCUGUCAUUCUACUCCACAUCGCUCGCCACAAUAGAUAUGAUUGUUGUGAAAGAGAUGCUAAAG
Molecule: messenger RNA, 3588 nt
Organism: Corythoichthys intestinalis (scribbled pipefish)
Lineage: Eukaryota; Metazoa; Chordata; Actinopteri; Syngnathiformes; Syngnathidae
Product: proteasome subunit beta type-11-like
Exons: 3
Coding region: 879-1778 (299 amino acids)
Cellular component (GO): proteasome core complex
Molecular function (GO): threonine-type endopeptidase activity
Source: RefSeq, a predicted model, not a curated record